Messenger RNA from Chinchilla lanigera (long-tailed chinchilla), 2793 nucleotides. It is a transcript of the gene Ap3m2, whose product is annotated as adaptor-related protein complex 3, mu 2 subunit. The record is from RefSeq and is a predicted model, not a curated record. Gene Ontology annotation, biological process: intracellular protein transport; endocytosis. The transcript has 9 exons. Bases 277 to 1533 code for a protein of 418 amino acids. NCBI's taxonomy places the organism in Eukaryota, Metazoa, Chordata, Mammalia, Rodentia, Chinchillidae. Gene Ontology annotation, cellular component: clathrin adaptor complex; cytoplasmic vesicle.
UUCCUGGCGCCUUCCCGGUCGCCAGCCGGAACGCUUUGCUCUUAAAACCCCGCACUCACCCGGCCCUGGAAGUCCCCGCGGGCUGGGACCUGCGGAGCAGUCGCCGCCCGGCGCCUCAAUCGGCCCGGAACGUUGCUUGCGGGGGCUCGGGCAACGGGCUCUUCGGCGCGACCCCCGUCGCAGCCCUUUGGUGGCAGAGCCGCAGGGGUGAAGUUUUGCCAAAUCCAAAGGCUUUCGGACUGGAAAAGGUUUUCCUCUCUCCUGGUGGUCUCCACCAUGAUCCACAGUCUCUUCCUUAUCAACUCCUCUGGAGACAUUUUCCUGGAGAAACACUGGAAGAGUGUUGUCAGCCGUUCUGUUUGUGAUUACUUUUUUGAGGCACAGGAGAGAGCUACCGAGGCAGAAAAUGUGCCUCCAGUUAUUCCUACCCCUCACCACUACCUCUUGAGUGUUUACCGCCACAAGAUUUUUUUUGUGGCUGUGAUCCAAACGGAGGUCCCACCCCUGUUUGUCAUUGAGUUCCUUCAUCGAGUAGUGGACACAUUUCAGGAUUAUUUUGGAGUAUGUUCAGAGCCAGUGAUUAAAGACAAUGUGGUUGUGGUUUAUGAGGUAUUGGAAGAAAUGCUUGACAAUGGGUUUCCCUUGGCUACUGAGUCAAACAUCCUCAAAGAACUGAUAAAGCCUCCCACAAUCCUUCGGACAGUUGUCAACACCAUAACAGGAAGCACCAACGUGGGCGACCAGCUUCCCACGGGGCAGCUGUCGGUGGUGCCUUGGCGACGGACAGGCGUGAAAUACACCAACAACGAGGCCUAUUUUGAUGUGAUUGAAGAGAUUGAUGCCAUCAUUGAUAAGUCAGGUUCCACAAUCACUGCGGAGAUCCAGGGGGUGAUCGAUGCCUGUGUUAAGCUGACUGGAAUGCCGGACCUUACGCUUUCUUUCAUGAACCCCAGGCUGCUGGACGACGUCAGCUUCCAUCCUUGUGUUCGUUUCAAGCGCUGGGAAUCUGAGCGGAUCCUGUCCUUCAUCCCUCCUGACGGGAACUUUCGCCUGCUCUCGUACCAUGUCAGUGCACAGAAUCUGGUUGCAAUUCCAGUGUAUGUGAAACAUAAUAUCAGUUUCCGGGACAGUAGUUCACUUGGACGUUUUGAAAUAACAGUGGGACCAAAGCAGACAAUGGGGAAGACCAUAGAGGGAGUGACUGUCCUCAGCCAGAUGCCCAGAGGAGUCCUGAACAUGAGCCUCAUCCCAUCCCAGGGGACGCAUACAUUUGACCCAGUGACAAAGAUGCUGUCUUGGGAUGUAGGAAAAAUAAAUCCUCAAAAGCUACCAAGUUUGAAGGGGACCAUGAGUCUACAAGCUGGAGCUUCCAAGCCAGAUGAAAACCCCACAAUUAACCUACAGUUUAAGAUCCAGCAGCUGGCCAUUUCCGGACUCAAAGUGAAUCGUCUGGAUAUGUAUGGAGAAAAAUACAAACCCUUUAAGGGCAUAAAAUACAUGACCAAAGCUGGAAAAUUCCAAGUUCGAACCUGAAGGGAGAAUUUUGUAGAAGGAACAACUAUGAACACUUUUUCAUUUCUUCCUUGUCUAAAAGUAAAAAAAAAUAUCAGCCUGUCGCUUAGGUCAGUCCCCCUAGGACUCACCAGCUCCCUUUUUUCCUUAGCCUUAAGUGCCAUGGAAUUAAUCAAGGGAGAAAAGUGUUACCAGGGAGAAUGGGACAGAACUGAAACACAGUCAGCAGCAGCUCAGUGUAAAGGAGGCAUGUGCUGAAGGCUGGUGAUACUUGCCACCAUGUUUAACUACUCUUAACGUGGCUUCUGUAGAAAAUGAUGAGCAUUUGUUGCUUGCUUGGUUUUAAUUAUCUAAAGCCAAUGAAAGAUUUCUUUGAUUUUUUAAGGUAGAAAGAGAAACAAGAAGGAAAGGAAAGGGGAAAGGGAAAGGAAGAGAUAAGGUAAAAAAUGAAUGUUGAAGAAAGCCCAGCUAAAGAUGGAUCUGUGGGGCUGAGGUUGUGCUCUGUGUUAAAGUCCUUGCUUAUCAGGCUCUGGGUUCAAUUUCGUGUGUGUGUGUGUGUGUGUGUGUGUGUGUGUGUGAGAGAGAGAGAGAGAGAGAGAGAGAGAGAGAGAGAGAGAGAGAGAGAGAGAGAUCUAUGAAGGAGAAGAAAGGGGAAAUAGUAUUAAAGAAGAGUUGUGAGGAGGAUGGGCAAAGAAAAGUGAUCAGGUCCCUGUAAGGAGGUUUGGGAAGAGUAGGGUUGAGAUGGUUUCUUUCUGAUCCCACUGGUAUAUAAAAAUCCUUUGUACUUCUGGAAAUGAAUUGGAGCCUUCUUAAACCCAAGUCCAUUCCUGCCAUGGAAAACCCAGUAGACUCAGAUUUUCCCUUGAAGACUAUGAUGAUAUUGGACUGGUUUUCAGGUUCUAUCUGUUGCUUGCCUUUAAUACUUAGGCUGUCGUCUUCUGUGAGAAGAUGACCCAUCUUCUUGCCAAAACAGUUGUAUUCACAACACUCUGUAGAAUUCACUAGUUUUUUCUGGUUACCUGAUUCUUCUUCAGAGUUUCCUAAAGCUUUGGAGAGUUUCAUUGCAGCCAGAUUUCAUGAGUCAUAGCAUUGGAGUGGAGAUGGCAACUCUUUUCCCCAGGAAAGGGGCCCACAGCUAUAACCCAGUGACCCCACAUUCACGUGUGAACAAUGCUCAUGCCCAUGAUACUGGAUCCUAAGCCUUCCUGCCUGAAGCUUCUCCAUCAGUAGCCCUGAAUAAAAAAACCCUACUUGCUAUUGAGGGCCUGAUAAACUGUUAAA